UGAUAAUGUCGCGUUUAUUAUGCCAGGACUGUAAUUUUUGACGUUUAUUUGUAUAAAUAUGUUGGAAAAUUAAAGGUUUUUUUUGUGUAAUUCAAAAUGAGUGGUAUACCAACUCGGAGGGUUGGCCCCAGGGGUGCCAGCCAACCUUCGCUUUAUGAAAGAACCACUUCAAGACGUGCUGGGGCAAAUGCUGCGAGUACGAGCAGGAUUCCUCCUGGUCCGGGACCCAUGCGGGCUACAUCCACCUUGGCACCUUCUAAUAUCCCCACUUCUUGUAACCCACGGGGACCUGGACAAGGCCCGCAAAGAUCUAUGUCUCGCUUGCAACCUCCCUCGACUUCACGAAGUCAAAUACCAAGUUUAAGUAGUAUCCCACGAUCUGUUUCCAAAACUGGUGCUAUUCCAAAGGCCUCCGCGAAAUCUGUUACUGUUGAGAAACAAACCAAGUCGGGGUCUCAAAUGGUUACCAAGACAUCAUCACGGAAGAUUACUAAAGGUGAUAUUAAGGAGGCUGCGAGGUCUAAAGCCCAAAGGACGAAAAAGUCUACACUGGUUAAGGAUGGCGAAGAUAAUGAAGAAAGUGAAUGGGGUCAAGGACGUGCAACUACAUCAGUCCUAGAACAACAGUUAGCUGAGAGUUUAUUAGAAGCUGCUGCCCAACGGCCGAAAACUCCUUUGAUUGCCACCACAGGCUGGAAAACAGCUAUGAAACCACCGAUGAUGAUGACUAAAGAAGGGUUGAUUCCUAUUGAGACACAGGUAAUCUCAACGAAAAGUGUUACCAAACAGCCUGGGAUGCCGGAUAUUAUCGGUAGGGAUGUUACUACUAUUGAAACGAUCUCACCUGAUAUGGCCGAGCGUACAGAGGUGGUCAUGUCAAGAGUAAGUCCCUUUCGUCCUGGAGCGCAUGCAACUAAAACCAAAGAAGCCGUAAUUGUGCAAAAUAAAGUCGCAUUGGCUGCUGGAUACAAGCAAACCAUAAAAACAGUCACCUAUGAAGGUGAUCCUGAAGAUAUUCGACAAGCGCCGGUGUUACCAAGUCCCCAGGACGUAGCAAAAAUGGUCCGGGAAGAAACAGCGUUGAUUAAUGAAACAUUAGCUCUACAAAUGCCGGAUGUGAAACGUGUAAGCCCUUCGACAUAUCCAAUCAGAAAGAAAGCACUUGGAUAUUCUUUUAAUAAAGACACAGUUGCUGGAGUGGAGUCACGUGAGACAAGCGCAACCUGUACUGCAAUGCCUGCGUAUUUAGAGGAGCCCACACCUGAGAUGAUUGCUGAGAUGAUGAAUAUUGAAGAAAGGGGUUUGACUUUAGGUGACGUACCUUCAAACCUCUAUAAUUAUCUCUUUCCUGGUCCAACAAGUACAGAACCCAAGGUGGCAGUAGCUUCCGCUGUAUCCUUCCCUCUUCACGAUGUGGUCAUUCCUGAUAAAAUACCCAACAUGUCCAUGGAUGUGCAGAAUAUUGAAGAGGUGAUGAAUGUGACACUGCAUGCAGCUGUUACUGCUAGUGGGAAUCAAAAUGAUAACAGUUAUUGCGCUACGGUUGGAGAGGAACCUUUGGUAACGAAAAACGCUGCUCGGAAAGGUGGUAAAACCAAAAGGAAAAGGGUCACACCUUUAGCAAAUGAAAAACCACCUUGGGGAGCGAUAGAAGACGUUGAACCUGUUAUAGAUUUAGUAGGUGCACCGCUAGCUGUUAAUCGUACUAUACAACAGGAGACUGAAGAGGAAUGUGAUCCUUUAAUGGAGGGGAUAGAGUUUUUGCUACAAACGGAAGCCCCGCAGCAUUAUUCACAGAUUCAGAUGAGAGGCACACAGAAACCUGAUUGGUUUCCAGGUUAUGUUAUGGCUUUACCAAAUGUUCCUAAUCUGGUUACCUUGGCCAGAUCACCAAGUGAAGUGUUUGGAGCUGCUUGGCAAGCAACACAACCAGAUAUCUUCAAUGAUGACAGCCUAUUCAUCAUUUAAACUAAAACUCAGGUGCGGGGACGUUUUUUAUUUGACAUCAAUAAAGCGACGAAUAUAUUAAUA
Messenger RNA from Dalotia coriaria, 2031 nucleotides. RefSeq lists its product as uncharacterized. The transcript has 3 exons. NCBI's taxonomy places the organism in Eukaryota, Metazoa, Arthropoda, Insecta, Coleoptera, Staphylinidae. Bases 97 to 1968 code for a protein of 623 amino acids. The record is from RefSeq and is a predicted model, not a curated record.